This is a messenger RNA of Macrosteles quadrilineatus (aster leafhopper), 2557 nucleotides long. Its product is annotated as coiled-coil domain-containing protein 43. Lineage: Eukaryota; Metazoa; Arthropoda; Insecta; Hemiptera; Cicadellidae. The record is from RefSeq and is a predicted model, not a curated record. The transcript is spliced from 4 exons. Bases 2 to 631 code for a protein of 209 amino acids.
GAUGGCUGCCCUAGAAGACGAUUUUGAAUCCUGGUUAGGUUUUAAAUUAAAAGAAUUAAAUACUGACGAAGGUGUGUUUGGUAGCUACAUUAAAGGAAUCUUAGAAGGUGAUGAAACCAUUGAAGAAAAAACUGAAGCUCUUGAGGGCAUUUUAUCUGAAAUUACGGAAACAGAUAUUCCUUUUCAUUGCCAAGAGAUCCUUGAUCGCUGGAAGGCUUGCCAGUUAAACAUUGCUUCCAAUAAGGUCAGCACCCCUACCCCUAUGGAAAAUGUGGAAGAAAAAUUGGCAAAGUUGAUGGAGUCUAACGUGCGUCCAACUACUGUACAGCGUAGCUACACAGAGGAGGAACGAAAGAUCAGGGAAGCUAUUUUAGCACAAUAUAGUCAGACCUCUGAUCAAGAAAGCGGGGAGGAGGACGAUGGUGGAGGUAACGAAGGGAAGGAAAAUGGUUUAUUCAAAAACACAAAUGCUCAGUCUGUACAUCAGGCAGAGCGAGAGAAAAGGGAAAGAGCUAAAUUAGACAGCCAGAAAAAGAAAGAAAAGGAUAAAGAAGAUAGAGAAAAACAAAAACAACAACAGCAGGAGAAGAAAGAUAAACGCAAGACACAGAAGGGUGAGCGUCGCAGGUAGCAGAGAACCAUCUUGCAUGGAGUUAAAUGUAACCCGUCAUGUGUGUGUUAUCUAUUUAUUAUCAUGAACUCUUGUAGGCUGUUCAGUAAAUACAACUACAGUCUGACUGUAUUAAAGCAUUUAACUGACAGGAGUUAGGUCAAACUCUUUACCUUAACCAGUAUGGCAAACUGCACAAAUGUGUUUGCACAGUCCUACAUACAGUAGUGUUGGAAAUCUUCAAACUGGCGAGGAGUCGGAAGAUUUGAGUAUUGAAAUAUAAUCUCUCUAAAAUACACAUAAAAUUCCUGAAGAGUUCAAUCAACAGUUUCAGCUGGGAAGUUUUGAUUUUUAAUCAUUUUCUAAAACUGACUAAUGUCUAAGAUUCUUUGAUUAUUUUUUUAUAUUGAAAAUUUGUAUAGAUUAUUUCUCUCGUGAUAUAUAGCCUACCAUUUUAUACUAUGAUCUCAACAGGAAGUGUUCCUAUCAGUUGUUUACUUCCAUUAUUUCAAUUCGGUGGUUGUAAUAUAUCUUACUUAUAAAUGUUGUCAAAAUGUUUAUUCAUAGGAACAGAUUUUUCUUGUCAUCUCAAAUGUAGCCGUUUUUAACAUUGCAUCUCAACCAAUUAUCUUGUUCAUGAGUCAGCUGCCACAAGUUAAUCGUGUUUAGCCACACCUAUGACAUCCCAAAAGAUAAGUUUUUAAGGCUCCUCAACAUAUAAUGCAACUUUGCUUGGCUAUUCCACCUUUGCCAUCAAAUAGAGCCGAUUAAAACAAAAGCUGUGAUAUUAGAAAUCUAUUGCAUGAACAAACAAACGGUAUCAGCUAUGUGACACAUACUUUGUCCCAUUAGUCGAUAAGCCAAGGUGCUUGUAAUGUUUACAGCAUUGGAGGUUGUACCAUUUUGUUUAGAGUUUAAAACAUUAUCAAAAUUAAAUAACACUACAAAAUAACCAGGCUUGUAGUUUUAGUGACCGUGACCUUAUACUUUGUUCACAACAUUUUAGUGGAAGAAAUCUAUCCCCUCAACUUGAACCUACCUAUAAAACUAGCUCAACAGCUGAGGUUUGCCAAAAUAUAAAUCAGCUGUGCGCCAUAUAUAUUAAGUACAUCAAAUUGGGGGGGGGGGGAGCUUCCUCUCAAAUUGCCUGAAUUUUGUGACGGAGUAUAGUUAUUAUAAAUAUCUAAAUGUUAACAAAUUAUACAGCAAAUUCAAACUAUGAGGUUUUAUUUGUUGCCAUAAAGAUCUAUCAAUUCAACCCAAAAUUCUAUUAAUUUCUAUUAAUUCUAUUUCUAUUAAUUCAACCCAAAAGCACCAACUGAAAACUGUGUGGAAGGUUUUGUAGCUUGUGGGUAUUUAAAAGACAUGAAUAGAUUUGUUUGCUGGGUACUUGGUCUACCCUUCUGUAAACUUUCAGCUCAGGCUGUUCUGUUGUUUUUGCAUUCAGCUGGAACCAACAGUGACACAUACACACACUCAGAAAAAACCUCUUAUCUACAUCAAUAUCCAUCCCAAAGUCUAAAGUGGCAACUCAGGCUGCAUAACCACUCUGUUAACCCUGCAUAUUUUGUUUUGAUCUUUGAAACACUGUACACUUAAAUUCCAAUUUCCAGUAGAAACUAUUCAUAGCAGAGUUUCAAUGUAAAAUAGAGGCUAACCAAACAUGACAUCUUAAUGUGUAUCUUCCUUUAAUGAUCAUUAUUUAUUUUAUAACAUCCGGCUUGAAAUUUGAAAAUUAGGUUAAUUUUAAGUUAUUGGGAUCAUAACUCAUUAUACAGUGAUAAUAUAAUAUUGAAGAAAUGUCCAUAAGUACAGAAAUGUGCAUUACCUGGUUUAGUUAGAAUGUUAAAUGUUUGUAAAGUUAUAGUCUGAGUCCUGACAUAAAUAUAAAAACUGUAAUCUACCCAACCUAACAAGAAAUGAUUGUAAAUAAAACUUGAAAAACAA